UACAGGGUUAAGUCUACGUAAAGUGAGGAACUCGUGUGGUCGGUAAGAUAAGUAGAACAUUGUCUCUGACCCUACCUAUAGUUAACCUCGGUCGCAUUGAUUUUUAUCCAAUAAGAUAAGACAGGGACUGUAUUGAACCGAGCCGGUCUGUGACGGAGAUAUAUAAAACCAGAAAACUUUCGGACUGUCUUAGGUAGCAUCUGUGUGUGUAGAGGUGGUUGUUCUUUGGCAAAACUGUAUAAGAAAAAAGACAUUCUGUGAUAUUUUAAAUUGAAGAUAUUUUGGUGAUUUGUAACAGGAGAUAAUGUUUGGUUUUGUGGUGGGGUUUGUUGUGGUGGCGUUGUGCUGUGAGCUCGCGGAAGGCCAUGGCCGCCUGUUGGAGCCCCCCUCACGGUCAAGCAUGUGGAGGUCAAUGCGAGGAGGAAUACGAGAAUUUCCAAACGCCCUAGUGAACUACAACGAUAACCAACUCUUCUGUGGCGGGCGAAUCAAUUAUAUCUACCAGCAUCAGCAGUGUGGGAUAUGUGGAGACCCGUUCCAGGGGCCCCGUAACAAUGAAGCGGGCGGUCGUUACGCUGCUGGCAUCAUCGGCAGGAAUUACAAGGCUGGUCAGACCAUAGACAUUGGUGUAGAAAUCACAGCCAAUCACUUCGGCUUCUUCGAGUUCAGACUAUGUCCGAACAACGACGUUCACAAGGUCGCCACACAGGAAUGUUUAGACAAACAUCUCCUUACAUUGGAUAAUGCCGCCGGUACAAGGUACUAUUUAGGAGGCAGGAGGGGUACAAUCAACCUGAAAGCAAAGCUGCCUGAAGGUCUCACGUGUUCCCAGUGUGUGCUGCAAUGGCGCUAUAAAACAGGAAACAGCUACGGCUAUGCUCCUAAUGGUACGUAUUGCAUCGGCUGCGGGCUACAGGAGAUGUUCUAUGGCUGUUCCGACAUCUCGAUAUCGGCCGGGGGUAAUGGCCCCGUACAGCCGCAGAUCACGUCUCGACCAGCAACAUCCGGUCCGGCUCACACCCAAAGACCAGCAACAUCCGGUCCGGUUCACACCCAAAGACCCGUAGUAUACACCCCCAGGCCCACGCUUCCUGUUCCAGUCCAUACUAACCGACCCAUUUCUGGUAUUUUCUUUGGACAGCCAAUCGGACAGACGAAUGGCCAGAACGGACAGAUGGGCGGACAGACAGGUGGCCAUACAAUCACCAGGUGUCGCGCUGUAAACCUGUGGGCAGGAGUUCCCGCCCUUGAUCAGUGGUGCCUUGACAAUUGCCAGAAAGGAAACUGUCCGGCAGGUGCAUGCAGGUGUAAUUAAAACCGUCCACUAGUGAAAACCUCGAAAUAAUGCCUCUCGUUUUAUUUGCGACCUCAGUUUUCGCCAAGUCCUUUUUUCCUUUAUCCUGAUCCUUUCCUACAGAUAUCUCUGUUUUCCCCUUUAUAACAACAAUGAUCUGGACAAACGAUCCUGCUUAAUAUUAAAGGAGCAGUGUUUCUAGAUAAAGAGUAUAUGUAAACAUGCCUUAUUUCAUAAGAGGAGAAUUUCAGGGAGUCCCUAUCCCACUGAUCUCUCCGUAUCGUUGUCAUGUACACACGACAACAAUAUGUCAUCCUGGUCCCUGUUGUCCUGUACACACGACAACAAUAUGUCAUCCUGUU
Molecule: messenger RNA, 1656 nt
Organism: Mizuhopecten yessoensis (Yesso scallop)
Lineage: Eukaryota; Metazoa; Mollusca; Bivalvia; Pectinida; Pectinidae
Exons: 4
Coding region: 305-1315 (336 amino acids)
Source: RefSeq, a predicted model, not a curated record